Molecule: messenger RNA, 2313 nt
Organism: Cucurbita moschata (crookneck pumpkin)
Lineage: Eukaryota; Viridiplantae; Streptophyta; Magnoliopsida; Cucurbitales; Cucurbitaceae
Product: sodium/proton antiporter 1-like
Exons: 10
Coding region: 373-2109 (578 amino acids)
Biological process (GO): sodium ion transport; transmembrane transport
Cellular component (GO): membrane
Molecular function (GO): antiporter activity
Source: RefSeq, a predicted model, not a curated record
AUGCAAGAAUACCCCAAAUUCGAGCAAUUAAGAAACACCAACGUGUCUCACCCAAAUUCGGAAAUCGGCUUAUCUCGCGGCCUCCAUACUUCCGUAAUAGAAAAUCAAUUCAUCAAACCCGAAAGCUUGAGAUGCGGCAGACACCCACUUGAUCCACUACAACCCCUUUUGUUGUGCAUACAAGAUUUCGAUGCAUCGAUGAGAGAUAAACCCAUCAAAGUUUUCCUUCUUCGUUUUCGAGGAGAUAAAAUUUGAUCGGCGCCGGUGACGUAAAUUCAAGCUGAUUGACAAUCAAACCUUACUGGGUAAUCUUAGAUUAAGCAUUUUUCUGCAAUCCCAUCUCCCAUUUCAGCUCUGUUCGAACUUGAUCGAAUGGCUACCCUCUCGAUUGGGAUUCAUUUGCCCCCAUCGCGGCAUUGGAAGAGAUUUUCAUUUCAUUCCCACUCUCCCGUUUCACUCCCAUUUCACACGAGCUAUGGCUCUUCUUUGAGUAGAAUCAGAGCUCCAAGGUUGCUUGGUAAGAACCUUCUCGCGCGGGCUGAAGACGAGGAUAAAAGCUCUUCUUCGUUUCAGCAGCAGCAAGCUCCACCCAACUUCAGCAAACAAUUGGAGGAACUCUCAUCGAAGUCAGGAACAUGUGAUCCCUUAUGCUCAGUUGAUGAAAUAAGCUCUCGGGAUUUUGAAGAUAGUUAUCAGCCACAGGCUGAUUUAGUGAAGGCUUUUGCAAUACUUGCAGCUGCCCUUACUGGGAUUGUGGCUAUUAAUCACUCCUGGGUUGCUGCUAAUCAGGAUCUUGCUAUGGUGUUGCUAUUUAGUAUAGGAUAUGCUGGAAUCAUUUUUGAAGAAGCUCUUGCUUUCAACAAGAGUGGAGUGGGAUUGUUGAUGGCGGUUGGCUUGUGGGUUGUUCGAAGUAUUGGGGCUCCAUCCACCGAAAUUGCUGCUUCAGAGCUAACACAUGCCACAGCAGAAGUCAGUGAAAUUGUGUUCUUCUUGCUUGGGGCGAUGACCAUAGUCGAGAUCGUCGACGCCCAUCAAGGAUUUAAGUUGGUUACAGACAGUAUAACGACUCGAAAACCACGAACUCUUCUCUGGGUGAUUGGGAUUGUAACCUUUUUUCUAAGUUCAAUCCUUGACAACCUGACAACCACAAUUAUCAUGGUUUCGUUAUUGCGAAAACUCGUUCCUCCGUCAGAGUAUCGCAAGCUACUCGGAGCUGUAAUCGUUAUAGCAGCUAACGCGGGCGGUGCAUGGACACCUAUUGGAGAUGUAACCACAACCAUGCUAUGGAUACAUGGUCAGAUAUCAACAAUGCCAACACUCAAAGACUUGUUUAUACCUUCGGCUGUUUCACUUAUAGUUCCGUUGUCUCUUCUGUCCCUAACAAGUGAAGUCAAUGGAAAGGGACAGGAUUUUUCGAACGUUAUGGCGUCCGAGCAGAUGGCUCCUCGUGGAAAGCUCGUCUUCUCUGUCGGUGUCGGAGCGUUGGUCUCUGUUCCAGUGUUCAAGGCCCUCACAGGUUUGCCUCCCUACAUGGGUAUGCUGCUUGGACUUGGAAUUCUGUGGAUUCUCACUGAUGCAAUUCACUAUGGUGAAUCGGAACGACAAAAGUUGAAAGUUCCUCAAGCUUUAUCUCGUAUCGAUACGCAAGGAGCGCUAUUUUUCCUCGGUAUCCUUUUGUCUGUCAGCAGCUUAGAGGCUGCAGGAAUCUUACGCGAGUUAGCAAACUACCUCGACGCUCAUAUUCCGAACACUGAACUCAUUGCGAGUGCAGUCGGUGUUAUAUCAGCUAUUAUAGACAAUGUCCCAUUAGUUGCAGCAACAAUGGGAAUGUAUGAUCUCUCUUCCUUCGCGCAAGAUUCCGAGUUCUGGCAGCUGAUAGCGUUUUGUGCUGGCACUGGUGGAUCCAUGCUUAUAAUUGGAUCUGCAGCUGGAGUUGCAUUCAUGGGGAUGGAGAAGGUGGACUUCUUUUGGUACUUGAGAAAGGUUAGCGGCUUCGCCUUUGCUGGAUAUGCUGCUGGAAUUGCUGCCUAUUUAGCUCUUCAUAACCUCAACACAUCGCUACCUACAACCAUUGCUGAGGUGCCUUCCAUUAUGGGAUUCAUAAACUGAACAUUUUUGACGACUUCAAAUAAACAAGGAUAUGGCUGUUUUCCAUUUAUAUCAGUGAGUUUUCAAGGGUGGGAACAUUCUUAGAUAGUGAUGAACUUUCUUGCACGUUAUAGUGUGUGUAACUCUUUUCUAUAAGCCCCCAACCAAAGCUGUAGAAACUGCAAGAGCAUCCAAUCAAAAGUAUAUGAUCAUUCUUGAAACUUA